GGUUUUAUUGAAUUAUUAUGUGCUAGAGAUAUGGAAGUGAGAAAAAUAACAUUACACAACUCAUCAUCAAGACUGCCCUGAAUCGGAACAUCAGCCAUAAAUCCGUAUGAUACUCGUGCAUUUAUUUUCCUGAUAAGAAAUUAAAAUAAUAAUGUCUUCAGACCCAGUUAAAGUUUCACGAUGGUAUUUCGGAGGUUUGGCUUCCGCGGGGGCAGCCAGCAUCACUCACCCGCUGGACUUGCUCAAAGUGCAGAUGCAAACACAAAAAGGGAAAUCGGAUUCUUUACUCAAACUCACUGGAAAUGUUUUAAAAAAACAAGGUAUUAUGGGUCUAUACUCCGGCAUAUCAGCCUCAAUCACGCGCCAGCUUAGUUACUCCUCAGCCCGUUUUGGAAUCUAUGAAGUUUCUAAACAGUACUUUGCACCAAAAGAUGGCAGUGCAUUACCUUUCUACAUGUCUGCAUUCCUAGCUGGGCUGGGAGGAUUGGCAGGAGGACUUGUAGGAAAUCCCGCGGAUUUAGUCAAUGUACGCAUGCAAAAUGACGUCAAACUGCCUAAGGACAAUAGACGAAAUUACAAAAACGUGUUCCACGGGAUGUAUUCGGUGGUCCGGAAAGAGGGAGUGAUGCAGCUGUGGGCCGGGGCUAGCAUGAACUGCAGCCGAGCAAUUCUGAUGACCAUCGGCCAGCUCUCCUUCUACGAUCAGAUCAAACAAUUGCUUCUGUCCACCCCGUACUUCGGGGACAAUGUCGUCACGCAUGUCACGUCCAGUCUUUGCGCUGGUGGUAUAGCAACGACGCUAACACAGCCGGUGGACGUGCUCAAAACAAGGGCGAUGAACGCGAAACACGGAGAAGUGAAAGGUCUGUUAAGCCUCGUGGCCAGCACGGCUAAGGAGGGACCCAUAGCGUUCUAUAAAGGGUACAUUCCAGCGUUUGCGCGACUCGCACCUCACACCAUUCUCACAUUCGUGUUCUUAGAACAGCUUAGAAUAAACUUUGGAUUUGUCAAAGGGAAUUAGGCUUAAUUAGUCAAUGCUGAGACGUAGACAAUUUUGCAGUCUGGUCCGGGAGAUCCUUAUGGUUUUGAUGGAAUCGACUGUGGAUGAAUAUGU
Messenger RNA from Cydia amplana, 1114 nucleotides. RefSeq names its product mitochondrial dicarboxylate carrier (gene Dic1). The record is from RefSeq and is a predicted model, not a curated record. The transcript is spliced from 6 exons. Lineage: Eukaryota; Metazoa; Arthropoda; Insecta; Lepidoptera; Tortricidae. The coding region runs from base 152 to 1021 and encodes 289 amino acids. Gene Ontology annotation, molecular function: antiporter activity; oxaloacetate transmembrane transporter activity; malate transmembrane transporter activity. Gene Ontology annotation, biological process: thiosulfate transport; malate transmembrane transport; succinate transmembrane transport.